This is a messenger RNA of Dendrobium catenatum, 994 nucleotides long. RefSeq names its product thioredoxin F, chloroplastic-like. NCBI's taxonomy places the organism in Eukaryota, Viridiplantae, Streptophyta, Magnoliopsida, Asparagales, Orchidaceae. Bases 70 to 606 code for a protein of 178 amino acids. The record is from RefSeq and is a predicted model, not a curated record. The transcript has 3 exons.
CUUAAACGCAUAGAACUCAACCACCACUAAGAGGCUCAGCUCGCACUCUCUCUCCUUCGUUUUCCGAUAAUGGCGCUUCGCAUCUCCGUCUCUCCUUCGGGGUCCCUACGCAGCUCCACCUCUCAUCCGUCGCCGGCGGUGGCAGCGUGGUGCCCUCAGCAACGGCUGUUACCUGCGGAUUCGGGCCGGAGAACGGCAGGGAUGAUGUCGAGGGAUGGGAGGAGAGGGCUUAGGGUUUCACCCGUGCGUUCAAGCCUGGAGAUGGUAGAGCCGACCGUCGGGCAGGUGACGGAAGUGAAUAAGGACACAUUCUGGCCCAUCGUGAAGGCCGCCGAACCCAAAAUCGUCGUACUUGAUAUGUAUACCCAAUGGUGUGGCCCUUGCAAAAUCAUCGCUCCCAAAUUCAAAGAAUUAUCAGAGAAGUACCUUGAUGUCGUCUUCCUCAAGCUCGACUGCAAUCAAGACAACAAAGCUUUGGCUAAAGAGCUAGGAAUAAAGGUUGUUCCCACCUUCAAAGUUCUGAAAGGCAGCAAGGUUGUGAAGGAAGUAACUGGAGCUAAACUUGAUGAUAUAAUCCUCGCAAUUGAAACAACAAAAUCUAGCUAAUGACUUCAGGAUGCUCUAAGCCAGUAGAGACUUUUCUCUUUAAGAACUCUCAGGGAGUUCUCUCUCUCUCUCUCUCUCUCUCUCUCAACUGGUACGAUAGAACUGCAGCCAUCCAAAUGUCUAAGAACAUAAAAUGAACUUUAUUUUCUGCUUGCCUUUCAUUGUUCUUUGGAAAUAUAGGCUUUGUUUGGGACGGCUUUCUUAUUGCUUCUUAAAACAGCUUUUUAGCUCAAAAAUUUUAAUUUUUGAACUAAAAAGUUGUUUUAAAAAACAAUAAAAAAACUGUCUCGAGCGAAGUUAUAAUGUAAUCUCUGUAUUUAACUCUCUUUGUUUUCAAGGACAAGGAUGUGCGGUUCUUUGCCCGGCAAUGAAAAAUACUUCUGCAGUU